AUGGCGCCAGCUCACGAAGCAGUUGCUGCGCUCGAAGCUCGCUCCUACUGCUCAUCCGGGUCCUACUACAGCAAUGGCUUCUGCUACCGCAACUCCAACUGGUACGGCUGGGGUCGUUGGGUUCUGCUCGGCGUCAUCGUCUUCGUCUUCUUCCUGUUCCUGCUCUUCAUGAGCCGCCGCGUCCGCCGCCAGCGUCGCACCGGUACGAGGCCCAUGUACGGCACCAGCUGGAUGGGAGGCUGGGGCCAACACCAGCAACCGCAGUACAACAACGCCCAGAACUACUCCGCCCCCCCGCCGCAGUAUAGCCAGCAGGCUUCGGGCAACCCCCAGUACACAGGCGGCACCUACAACAGCAACCAGGGCUACUAUGGCCAGAACACCGGCACGUACAACAACGAUGUGCCCCUACAGCAGCCGUCUAACACCUACUACCCGACGCGGGAGGCCGAUAACGACUAUGCGGCGCCCGAAGGCCCCCCGCCGUCCAAGAGAUAA
This is a messenger RNA of Sporothrix brasiliensis 5110, 498 nucleotides long. RefSeq lists its product as uncharacterized. The transcript is spliced from 2 exons. The record is from RefSeq and is a predicted model, not a curated record. Gene Ontology annotation, cellular component: intracellular membrane-bounded organelle. Gene Ontology annotation, biological process: vesicle-mediated transport. NCBI's taxonomy places the organism in Eukaryota, Fungi, Ascomycota, Sordariomycetes, Ophiostomatales, Ophiostomataceae. The coding region runs from base 1 to 498 and encodes 165 amino acids.